This is a messenger RNA of Aureococcus anophagefferens, 2154 nucleotides long. RefSeq lists its product as hypothetical. Lineage: Eukaryota; Pelagophyceae; Pelagomonadales; Pelagomonadaceae. The record is from RefSeq and is a predicted model, not a curated record. Gene Ontology annotation, molecular function: oxidoreductase activity. Bases 1 to 2154 code for a protein of 717 amino acids. The transcript has 2 exons.
AUGGCGGCGCAGCUGCUCGCGCUCGCCGCGCUCCGGCUCGCGACGGCCGCGCACCUCAUCCCCCUCGACGCCAUCGGCUACCUCACGAGCGGCCGCGGGCCGCCCUGCGGCUCGGCGGCGCUGCCCUGCCCGCCCUGCGACGCGCCGGCGCGCGCGUCGCAGCGCGCGCGGCGCAACCUGCUGACCCUCGACCGCGCGGCGCGGGACCGCGUCUACGCGGCCAUGGACGUCACCAAGGCCCUGGACCAGCGGAGCGGCGAAAAGAAGUACGGUCCCGACUUCCGGAGCUGGGACGGCAUGGUCCUCAAGCACGCGGCCGCGACCUUGGACCCGCGCGGCGACCAGGGCCACGGGAGCCCGGCGUACGUCACCUUCCACCGCCUAUUUCUGCUCGAGUACGAGCGGUCGCUGCUCGCCGUGGACCCGGCCGUCGGCGGGCUGCCGUAUUUGGAUUUAACCGACCCAAAGGCCUUCGCGCUCUUCGGCGCGGACGACCUGGGCGCGACGGUGGGCGCCGGCGGCAUCGACGGCUACUUCGCCCACUGGCGCGUGGGCAACUUCUCGGACGCGCGCGCCGCGGCGCGCACGGACUUCGACUUUGGGGGCUGGGCCGGCGACGGCGACGGCGCGCUCCGGGCCGGGCGCGUCCCGCCGGCGACGCGCGCCGUCACGCGCUACGCGCGCUGCGUCGAGUACCAGGCGAACGCCGACGACGCGAAGCGCUGCCACGGCGCGGCGGACUUUGCGGACUGGUACCACUGCGUCAUGACGAUGCGCGACAAGGCCGCCGUGGAGUCCGGCGCGCUCGCGGGCGUGCGGCCCCAGUUCGUGACGACGGGGGCGUUGCACUUCGAGGGCCACACGUGGCUCGGGUCCGCCGACGGCGACCAGGGCUACGGCUGCGACGCGAGCGACGUCUUCGGCGAGCGCACGGUCGCCGUCGGCGACUUCUGGGACCACCGGACGUCGCCCAACGACCCGGUCUUCUAUUUCUACCACGCGAACCUCGACCGGCUCCAGACGGCGUGGACCGUGUCGGGGCCGGCGAAGAACGCGACGCGCGCGACGUACUUCGACUUCCAGGCCAAAAGCGACGGCGUCCAAGGCACCGCGCUGACGGACGUCGUCGCCGCGGCGUGGCCCUACGCGUCGGACCUCAUCGACGCGCCCGGGCGCGGCAACGUCACGCACGCCGACGCCCUCUGCCGCCUGGCCCCGGCCGCCGCGCCCUACGCCUACGACGCGCUGCCGGCCUACGACGGCAACGCGUGCCUCUCGGCCUCGUCGCCGCCGCCCAUCAAGAGCUACCACGUGCACCCCGUCUUCGACGGCGCCGACCCCGCGGCCGUGGCCCUCGCGCUCGACCUCUGGCAGCGCUUCGCGGACUUUUCGCGCGUCGUGUUGCGCGCGUACGACGACGCGACGCCCGUCUGCGCGUUCGGCCACCAGACGCCGGGGCCCGACGGCUACGCCAAGAUCUGCCCCUUCCCGGGCCACGCCGGCCCCUUCCAGCCCUGGUCCGGCGACGGUCUGUUCGGCGGCGCGCAGUACGCGUUCUUCGUUCCCCUGGUCCACGCGGUGGCCGCGGAGAACUGGUGGCGCCAGCGCGCGCGGCCGCCGGUCCACUUCCUCUUCCACGGCAACACGGGCUGCGCCGACAACGACCACGGCGAGUGGGCCGUCAAGUCGGAGCACUACCCGGUCUUCAACCAGAGCACGGCGAUGCUCUACGGCUGCCACGAGGGCCCGCCGGCCUGCGAGCUGAGCCUCGUCGAGUACGAGAGCGCCCGGGGCGGCUGCCUCGCCUUCGGGAGCGGCGCGCCGGGCCUCGCGCCCUGCGCGCGCGCGCUCGACUACGGGAACGGCGCGACGAUGUGGCGCGAGACGACGUCGUACGCGGCCGGCCGCGACGUCCUCGCGGCCUGGCGGGACCCGGCGGCGUGCGUCGCCGCGGCGCCGGGCGUGUCCCUCGCGGCCUGCGACUCCGCCGACGACCAGUUCGCCUGGCGCGGCGCGCGCGUUUUGGCGUGGAACGCGUCCGCGGGCGCGCUCGCGCACGGGAGCGGCCGCUGCCUCGGGGUCGUCGGCGGCGGGCUGGCGCUCGUCGCCUGCGACGACGCGCGCGGGGCGUGGACGCGGACGUUCCUUAAUUAA